Sciurus carolinensis (gray squirrel) is the source of this 3955-nucleotide messenger RNA. RefSeq names its product 8-oxoguanine DNA glycosylase (gene Ogg1). The transcript has 7 exons. Gene Ontology annotation, molecular function: 8-oxo-7,8-dihydroguanine DNA N-glycosylase activity; damaged DNA binding. Gene Ontology annotation, biological process: base-excision repair; base-excision repair, AP site formation; nucleotide-excision repair. Bases 307 to 1380 code for a protein of 357 amino acids. NCBI's taxonomy places the organism in Eukaryota, Metazoa, Chordata, Mammalia, Rodentia, Sciuridae. The record is from RefSeq and is a predicted model, not a curated record. Gene Ontology annotation, cellular component: nucleus.
GCCAGCCCCUGGAAAAGCCGGAAGAACAUACUCGCGCGCGCUUCUGAAAGCCUGGGUAACCUGAAGCGUAGUAUCCGUGCCCGGAGGCUCUGGAGGAUGAAGAGGAAGUAGGGAGGGACCUUCCUCUCAGGAAAGCAGGAGGGGACCGAGGGAGAGGGACAAGGCCGUGGCGGCUGUGGGCGAAGCCCUAAGCGGCGUGGUCAUUGUGUAAACGGGAUAGUCAUUGUGUAAACGGGGUCUUUGCGGCCCCGGUGAUUUGGUUCUGAGCCGGCGGGGUCAUGACGGAGCAGAACCACCAAAAGGGAAAUGGUGGCCCGCUCCCUUCUGCUUGGUAGCAUGAGGCAUCGUACCCUAUCCUCGAGCCUGGCCCUCUGGGCCUCCAUCCCGUGUCCACGCUCUGAACUACGCCUGGACCUGGUUUUAGCUUCUGGACAAUCCUUCCGGUGGAAGGAGCAAAGCCCUGCACACUGGAGUGGCGUGCUGGGAGAUCAAGUAUGGACACUGACUCAAACUGAGGAACUGCUCUACUGCACUGUGUACCGAGGGGACAAGGGAUGGGUUGGCAGGCCCACACCUGAGGAGCUGGAGACAGUGCAGAAGUACUUCCAGCUAGAUGUCAGCCUGGCUCAACUGUACAACCAUUGGAGUUCUGUGGACUCCCACUUUCAAAAGGUGGCUCAGAAAUUCCAAGGUGUGCGACUGCUGCGACUGGACCCCAUUGAAUGCCUUUUCACCUUUAUCUGUUCUUCCAACAACAACAUUGCCCGCAUCACUGGCAUGGUGGAACGGCUGUGCCAGGCUUUUGGACCUCGGCUCAUCCAGCUUGAUGAUGUCACCUACCAUGGUUUCCCCAACCUGCAGGCUCUGGCUGGUUCGGAGGUGGAGCCUUGCCUCAGGAAGUUGGGCCUGGGGUACCGUGCCCACUAUGUGAGUGCCAGUGCCCGAGCCAUCCUGGAAGAACAUGGUGGGCUGGUCUGGCUGCAACAGCUUCGAGAGGUCCCCUAUGAGGAGGCACACAAGGCCCUCUGCACCUUGCCUGGGGUGGGCACUAAGGUGGCCGACUGCAUCUGCCUCAUGGCCCUAGACAAACCCCAGGCUGUGCCCGUGGACGUCCAUGUGUGGCAGAUUGCCCAACGUGACUACAGCUGGCACCCCACCACGUCUCAGGCCAGGGGCCCCAGCCCUCAGGCUAACAAGGAACUGGGAAACUUUUUCCGGAGCCUGUGGGGACCUUAUGCUGGCUGGGCCCAAGCAGUCCUUCAGGCCAUCACCACCUUUAUGACCCUUCCUGGACCUCAUAGGCUGCAUCAAAUGCCUUCUGAAGAAGUAUACUAUUUUCCCUCUAGACCUGGAGGUCAGGGACCCUCUCAGAUUGAAUAGAUUUCGGGAAGUAUUUAUUGAAUGAAUGAGUGAGGUCUUUCAGAAAGCAGCCCUGAAUGGUUCCUGCAUGUCUGACUUGGCAUUGUGCAAAACUGAGCCUGGAUGAGGGUGGGAAGGAGUCCUGGGGAAGCUGGGACCUAGGACUAGGGCCAUGGGCUCACCUUCCAUUUGCUCUUAGCAAAGUUCUUCUUGAUCUGCUCGCUCACUGACUGGUGAAUAUUCUUAUCUAGAGCCGUAUCUCCUGCAAUCCUAGAAUGGGGAUAUGUGGAGGGUUGCAUGUGAGGGUAGAAGCAGGCCUGGGGACCUAGGCCUUACCCCUGCCCACAGCCUGUGGGGACUCUCACCAUGGGUGCUGCAAAGCCUGCUCACAGGUGAACCUCUUCUCUGGAUCCUUCUCCAUCAAGUGCCGGAUGAAAUCUUUGGCUGAAUCCCCAAGACAAAAGCAAAGACACACAGUAUGGCAGUGCCCAUGGCCACCCCUGGAACAGUACUCCCUGACGUCUGAUCUGGCCACAAGCAAGACAGGGGCCAGAUCUAUCCAUGCACCACCCCACCUCACUACAGCCUCCCAGCUGUCUCCAUUCUCUCUUAAAAACAUGUUCUUAGAGAAGACUCCCUUCAGUGUAUUCACAUCACACUAUGUGUGAACAACUGGAGAUGCCUUCACUGACUUGCUUCUUAGUGGGGGGCACAAAAGGAGGGAUGAAAAUGUUUAUGGUGGUAUCUUAGGCAUUAGGAAGUCAGUAGGGGAAAUAUUUUCAAAAAUACUAUGUUUGAAGACUGAAUCGAUGAAUGCCUACAAGUUUCUCAGACUGGGAGCCAAGCAGAGGGAAACCCCUGAGGUGGGAGUUCUGACCUAAGACAACUUAGUCUGGGACUGUGAAACCUGACUAGGGAGACCCCCAGAGCAGAUGAGGAAGGCUCCAGAGGCAGGGCCCAGGGGAAGAAGGCAAAAUCCAAAAUACCAGAAUCAGAGAUGUCGUCCCAGUAAGGAGAGUCAAACUCGUACUCGGCCUUCAAAAUCUGUUCAAAGAGUUUGGCAUCAUUCUCGUCAUAGAAUGGGGGAUAGCCGCAGAGCCUGGGCAGGGAGAAACUCACCCUGAUUUCCACUCUCAGUGUACCCAGUGGCUCUGGGACAGCUUUGGGGCAAUCCCAGGCAUUAGGCAGGACUCGGGAAAGAGUUCCCUCUUUGUAAAAUCUGCCCCUCCCUGCCUUGCUUACUCCUGUCUAGCUACACUGGCCUGUUCCGUUCCUUGACCAUGCUGCCAUUUUACCAUCGUUGGGGCCUUUGCACCUGCCAUUCCCUCUGCCUAAACCCUCCCCAACACCUCAAGUGAGUGUCUGCCUCCCUCAUUUCAUUCAAGAGUUCACUCAGAUGUUACCUCCACAGAAAGCACCCCUCCCUAACCUUAUCUGAAAUGCAGCAAUCCCCAUUUCCCUACUCCUGUUGGAUUUUUUUUCUCAGCAUUUUUUUUUUUUUUUGCCAUGUAAUAUUGUACAGAUUUAUUUAUUUGUUGAUUUUCUGUCUCCCCUACUACAAUAUCACUCCCUGAGGGCCAGCACUUGGUCUGGUUUGUACUCUGCUAAGUCCUCAUGCUUGGCACAGUUCCUGAAACAUAGUAUGUAUUGAAGUGAUAUUAGUAAUUAAUAGGUAGAUUAACUAUGGAUGGAGGGAAGUAGGGAAUAACAGUGGAAGAGGAAAGCAGGGGAGAAGUCAACUCUGGAGCUACACCUUACUGUGGCCACACCUCCACUUACAGGAUGUAGGCAAUGACCCCAAUGGACCAGCAGUCCACAGCCUUGCUGUAGGGCUUCUGGGCCAGGACCUCAGGGGCUGUGGAGGAAAUGGGACAUAAGUGACAAAUUUCUUCCCUGUAGCUUCUGGUUCCUCCCAUGCCCACAGCCCCAGCACAGGGCCCUCCGCACCCACGUAUCCUGGGGUUCCACAGGCUGUGGAGAGCACACUGCCUGGGUCUUCCAUCUUGGAGAGGCCAAAGUCGGAGAUCAUGAUCUUGGAAUCCUCAUCCAGGCUGUAGUACAGCAGAUUCUCUGGCUUGAAGGGCAGGCAGGAGGGAAAGGAGCAGUCAGGUGACCAGAGGCUGGCAGAACCUUCCCAAGCACCCCUUGAGAAACAGUGGACACCCUGACCCACCACAAAAACUACUGUGGCUGCCAUCUUGGCUGGAAGCAUAAUGAACUCAAGGAAAUGCUCUGGCCCAAAGUUCCAGAAGAGCCAGGCACAAUGGUGCAUGCCUGUAAUUCCAGUGGCUUGGGAGGCUGAGGCAGGAGGAUUGUGAGUUAAAAGCCAGCCUCAGCAACUAAGCAACUCAGUGAGACCCUGUCUCUAAAUAAACAAAAUAGGGCUGGGGAUGUGGCUCAAUGGUUGAGUGCCUGAGUUCAAUCCCUGGUACAAAAAAAAAAAAAAGUUCCAGAAAGGACAAGGGCCCAGGGGAUGUGGGAAGGAGUUUUACAUAAACCUCAGGUGUGUAUUGCAAAAUCCUGAAGAAAUUCUGGCAGUUACUGUAUGCCGGACCCUAGCUGAGUGCUUGGUGGCUUUCCACAUUCCCACCUUCCC